AUUUGCAUCCUGUGCAAAAUCAAUAGCAGAUCCCAUGGGAACAACCGUGCUCUCAGCAUCACCUCACUAUUCUUCCUCCACCAAAGGCACAAAGCUGGACCCAGCUGCUGCCCUCUGCCCCUUGUUUCAGACCCUGACACAAGCCAUUUCUCAUUGCAGCGCCCAUGGAGUCACCCCGUGUGCCCAUCCACACUCGCCCCACUUGGGCUCAGCAGUCCUACAGGCAUUUUGGCUGAAGCCAUCCCUGGGCCACGCACCUCUGUGAGUUCCCGAGGAACUCAGACUCCUGCAAGCACGAGGGUGAAGGACUCAGGCCAACAGACAGACUGUGGAAAUACAGUUUUCAAUAAGGAAAUCGUGCAGCUCUCUGGUUACCUGAAGGAGGCCCUGCACCGUGAGCUGCUGCUGAAGCAGAAGAUGGUGAUCCUGCAGGAGCUGCUCGCCACACUGCUGCACGCCUCUGAGAAGUCCUGGCAGGGUCAGCUGAAUGAAGAUAAACUCAAGUGUAAACUGAGGGCCCUGGAAAAUCAGCUGCAGGCCUGCACCCAGAGUUACUCAAAGGAGUGUGUGAAGAAGAUCCUGAUAGAGAUGGAGGACCAGAAGCAGACCUAUGAGCAGAAGGCAAAGGAGGCUCUGCAGAAAAUGCUCGAGGACAAACUCCAGGCAGAGCAGCAGCUGCAAAACUCUCAGAGGUGCCUGGCUGCGGUGAGGGAGGACCUUGCCUUCUGGAAGGAGCACUACACCAUGCUCAAAUCCGAGUGGGCCCAGAUGGCCAAGGCACACAGCGAGCUCAAGAGCAACCUUCACACCCUGCAAAGCCAGCUGCAGCACACGGCUACAAGGAAUGAGGAGCUCUGCCAGGCCCUGGACUUCCUGCAGCACGAGCAUGCCGAGCUCCAGCAGCAUGCUGACAGCCUGCAGCAGGACAACCAGCUCCAAGCCAAGCGUAUCUGCAACAUCGAAGGUAAAUUGCAAAAAGAGCAAAAUCAGAAGCUAAUAUUGGAGGCAACAAUCAGCCACCUGCACAACCUGAUGCAGAACCAGACCAAUGAGCAGAAAACACAGGAAGUGGUGGUGCAAAGGAAAGAUCAGGUUUUCACCAUGCAGAACCCACCUCUCACUCCUGCCAAGGAAAUGCAAAAUGCAAUGUCUGAGCAUCCCAAGGAGAAGGCAGAAGAAAACCUGAGGGAUGAGAUGCAGGAAAGGACAUCCCAGCUUACAGCAAAGGAGAAAGAGGUACGUAAGGGCACACGAGCAGCAGAAGGGGAAAUCCCCCCUUGUCCCACUGCCCACACACAGGUGAAGCACCAUAGCUGCUGCGGGAGCCCUGCCUUUUCUGGGGUGUCUGAAGCCACAGGGCUCCCUCCUGCUGACCCCUGCCUCCAUUCCCCCUCCUCCAAGUGCCAGGAGCUGCGUGCAGAGCUGGAGGCACUAAGUGAGGAGUACCGCUGCUGCCUGAGCUGCCUGCGCCAGUGCCGCCAGGAGCUCAACCAAAGCCAGAUGGUGAAGAGACAACGCGGUAACUGGCUCCCUCUUCUGCUGGCAGUGAUAGCAAUAGCCACGGCUGCUGUGCUGGCCAGCUACAGGCCAUGAGCACCUCCUCAGUGACCUCCGUGCACAACUGACUCCUGACCUGCUGGCAGCAACCUGCCCUCACUGCGGUGCUUCUUCUGCCGCUCCUUGCCUGCUUCAUACCCCAAGCUGGUCUCGGCCAGAAAAACUGACAUGGCUCCAAUAAAUGUGGGGAGAUCA
Messenger RNA from Centrocercus urophasianus (Greater sage-grouse), 1752 nucleotides. RefSeq names its product TRAF3 interacting protein 3 (gene TRAF3IP3). The transcript is spliced from 14 exons. The record is from RefSeq and is a predicted model, not a curated record. The annotation marks the transcript as partial. NCBI's taxonomy places the organism in Eukaryota, Metazoa, Chordata, Aves, Galliformes, Phasianidae.